AUGCCAGAAAAGACCAUCAUCCCCGCGCGCACGGGUGCCGCAUUCAAAGUCCCCAGCGGCGCCACCAUGCGCAUCAGCACGCCCUCGGGCACGCAGGUCGUCGACCUCUUCGCCUUCGCCGCCGCCGCCCCGCGCGACGAGCACCUCUCCAUGGCGCACACGCGCGCGGCGCUCACGAGGCUCACGCCGCGCGUGGGCGACACGCUCACGAGCAGCCGCCGCGCGCGGAUGCUCACCGUCGUGGCCGACAGCACGCCCGGCGUGCACGACACGCUCAUCGCCGCGUGCGACGCGUACCGCUACCAGGAGCUGGGCGUGCAGGGCUGGCACGCGAGCUGCGCGGAGAAUUUGGAGAGGGCGCUGGAAGGGGUGGGGUUGAGCGUGCCGUUCACACCGGCGCCGUUUAAUCUGUUUAUGAAUAUACCGGUGAGGGAGGAUGGGACGCUGAGUUUUGAAGAGCCGGUGACGGGCCCUGGGGAGUAUAUCGAGAUGAGGGCGGAGAUGGACUUGAUUGUGGUGUGCAGUGCGUGCCCGCAGGAUAUUCUAAGCAUCAAUAAGAGGAAUCCUACAGAGGCGGUCUUUGAGGUCUUGUAA
This is a messenger RNA of Gloeophyllum trabeum ATCC 11539, 594 nucleotides long. RefSeq lists its product as uncharacterized. Bases 1 to 594 code for a protein of 197 amino acids. NCBI's taxonomy places the organism in Eukaryota, Fungi, Basidiomycota, Agaricomycetes, Gloeophyllales, Gloeophyllaceae. The transcript has a single exon. The record is from RefSeq and is a predicted model, not a curated record.